Penaeus indicus is the source of this 2058-nucleotide messenger RNA. RefSeq names its product myosin heavy chain, muscle-like. The transcript has 4 exons. NCBI's taxonomy places the organism in Eukaryota, Metazoa, Arthropoda, Malacostraca, Decapoda, Penaeidae. Gene Ontology annotation, biological process: muscle contraction; sarcomere organization. Bases 348 to 1994 code for a protein of 548 amino acids. Gene Ontology annotation, cellular component: myosin II complex; myosin filament; cytoplasm. Gene Ontology annotation, molecular function: actin filament binding; microfilament motor activity. The record is from RefSeq and is a predicted model, not a curated record.
CCGCGGAGAAAACGACUAAGCAGCUGCAGCAUCAAUACAGUGAGCUCUGUGCAAGGCUUGAUGAGGUUAACCGCACUCUCAGUGACUACGACGCCGCCAAGAAGAAGCUUGCUUGUGAGAAUGCUGACCUUGUUCGCCAGCUGGAGGAGGCCGAGAACCAGGUUGGCCAGCUUUCCAGGCUAAAGCUCUCUCUUACAAAUCAGCUUGACGACUCAAGGAAACUUGCUGAUGAAGAAAGCAGGGCACGAGCCACUCUCCUGGGCAAGUUCCGCAACUUAGAACACGAUAUUGAAGCUCUUCGUCAGCAACUCGACGAGGAGAAUGAUGCCAAAGGAGGCGUUUUGCGCAUGCUCUCCAAGGCUAACGCUGAGGCUCUCAUGUGGCGCUCCAAGUAUGAGUCUGAGGGUGUUGCACGCGCUGAGGAAAUCGAAGCUUCUCGCAUGAAGCUCGCUGCUCGUCUCGAGGAAGCCGAAAUGCAGAUUGAGUCUCUCAAUGUUAAGAACUUGCAUCUGGAGAAGACCAAGAUGCGAGCUGCUGCUGAGUUGGAUGAUCUCCAAGUUGCUGCUGAUCGUGCACAAACUCUGGCUAACUCCGCUGAGAAGAAACAGAAGAACUUUGAUAAGAUCAUCUCUGAAUGGAAGCUGAAGGUCGACGACCUUUCCGCCGAGUUUGAUGCUUCUCAGAAGGAAUGCCGCAACUACGCCACCGAACACUUCCGUCUGAAGGCUGCUUAUGAGGAAAAUAUUGAACAACUUGAUUCUAUCCGUCGUGAGAACAAGAGCCUUAACGACGAAACCAGGGACUUGAUGGACCAGAUCGGCGAGGGUGGCCGAGCUUAUCAUGAAGCUCAGAAGAACGCUAGGCGUCUUGAACUUGAAAAGGAAGAGCUUCAAGCUGCUCUUGAGGAGGCCGAGGCUGCCCUUGAACAAGAAGAGAACAAGGUCCUCCGAACACAGCUUGAGCUCAGCCAGGUCAGGCAAGAGAUUGACAGGCGUGUUCAGGAGAAGGAGGAGGAAUUCGACAACACUCGCAAAUGUCACCAGAGAGCUAUCGAUUCCAUGCAAGCUUCUCUUGAGGUUGAAGCCAAGGGUAAGGCCGAGGCUCUUCGCAUGAAGAAGAAGCUUGAGUCUGACAUCAACGAGCUUGAAAUUGCCCUUGACCAUGCCAACAAGGCCAAUUCUGAUCUUCACAAGCAUUAUAGGAAGGUUCAGGAUGAGAUCAAGGAUAUGGAGGCCCGAGUUAAGGAAGAACAACGUCUUGCUUCCGAAUAUCGAGAGCAGUACGGUAUUGCUGAACGCCGUUACAACGCCCUCUAUGGUGAGCUGCAAGAAUCUCGUACACUCCUGGAACAGUCUGACCGCGGCCGUCGCCAUGCAGAGACUGAACUCAACGAUGCACGCGAACAGAUUAACACUCUCACUACCCAGAAUGCCGCACUUGGUGCAGCUAAGAGGAAGCUUGAGGGUGAAAUGCAGACUCUCCAUGCUGACCUUGAAGAAAUGCUCAGUGAAGCAAGAAACUCUGAGGAGAAGGCGAAGAAGGCCAUGCUAGAUGCUGCUCGUCUUGCUGAUGAGCUCCGCUCUGAGCAGGAACACGCUAGUAACCAAGAGAAGAUGCGUAAGGGCUUGGAAGUUACCGUCAAGGAUCUCCAAUCCCGUCUUGAGGAGAGCGAAGCUGCUGCCCUGAAGACUGGUAAGAAGGCUGCCAGCGAACUUGAAGGUCGCAUUCGUGACCUCGAGGCUUCCCUGGACGAUGAGACCCGUCGUCACGCUGACGCCCAGAAGAACCUGAGGAAGUGCGAGAGGCGCAUCAAGGAGCUCGCCUUCCAGACCGAUGAGGACAAGAAGAACCACGACAGGAUGCAGGACCUCGUCGAUAAGCUCCAGCAGAAGAUCAAGACCUACAAGCGCCAGAUCGAGGAGGCUGAGGAGAUCGCCGCCCUCAACCUGGCCAAGUUCCGCAAGGCUCAGCAGGAGCUCGAGGAAUCUGCUUGAGGCUUAAUGCCUUAUAUAUAAAACCGUAUUCAAGAUGUUACUGCACAAUAAACAGCAAUGAAUA